Suillus subaureus is the source of this 591-nucleotide messenger RNA. RefSeq lists its product as uncharacterized. NCBI's taxonomy places the organism in Eukaryota, Fungi, Basidiomycota, Agaricomycetes, Boletales, Suillaceae. The record is from RefSeq and is a predicted model, not a curated record. The transcript has 2 exons. The coding region runs from base 1 to 591 and encodes 196 amino acids.
AUGUCUUUGCAAUCUGCGCAUUGCACUGUCGGAACGCUCGGUCUGACCGUCUCUCCUGAUACACCAAACCUAACAUCAAUCACCGGUUACGGCCACUACUACACGUCUCCAGAACCCUCUCAGCUAGCCGGCGCAGGAGGAAAAGAUAUGCCUUUGAACCUAUCUUUUGAAAUUGCAGAAGAUGAUGAGGGUAUUUUCAUCUCGAAGGCAGCAGCGGUUUGGCAGGGUGCUAUGCCCAAGAGAGCCAUCAUUCCUCUUCCUGCUCGAGCACGCGUGAUGCUCACAGGCACUGUUCAAGGCCAUGCCACUACUCGUCUGGUCGAUCCCAUUUCCUGCGAUGGCACCACCAUGUCACACGACAUGCAAAUUUGCACCGAUGAAGUGGCGCAAGAGCAGCAAGAUAUGCCCGACAUGUUUCAGAGUAUCUCGGCGACACCAGGUCUUCGAUCAUGGAGUUUUGAGGAACUCCGUACAGAAUGCUACUCGCAAUCUCGUCUUGCGACUGGCGUCGCUCCUCGAGCAGUUCCUCCUGGCGCGCCAUCCUGGAUGAUCAUUCCCCCAGCCUUCACUCCCUACAAAGUGAUGAUUUAG